Messenger RNA from Candida tropicalis MYA-3404, 603 nucleotides. RefSeq names its product formate dehydrogenase. Gene Ontology annotation, cellular component: cytosol. Lineage: Eukaryota; Fungi; Ascomycota; Pichiomycetes; Serinales; Debaryomycetaceae. Gene Ontology annotation, molecular function: oxidoreductase activity, acting on the CH-OH group of donors, NAD or NADP as acceptor; NAD binding. The record is from RefSeq and is a predicted model, not a curated record. The coding region runs from base 1 to 603 and encodes 200 amino acids. The transcript has a single exon.
AUGACCAAGCCUUUGAUUUUAAUGGUUCUCUACCCUGGAGACAAACAUUCUACUGAUGAACCUAGAUUAUUGGGAACAGUUGAGAAUGAAUUAGGUAUUAGAAAGUUUGUUGAAGAACAUGGUUACGAAUUGAUCACUACUGCUAACAAAACUCCUGCUCCUACCUCCACUUUUGACAAGUAUUUACCAGAAGCUGAAAUUAUCAUCACCACUCCAUUUUACCCUGCUUAUCUUACCAAAGAAAGAUUGGCCACUGCAAAAAAGUUGAAAUUAUGUAUCACUGCUGGUGUUGGUUCCGAUAACUAUGAUCUUGAAGCUUUGAAUGAAAAAGGAAUUGCCGUGUUGGAAGUGACUGGUUCUAAUGUCCAAUCUGUUGCUGAACAUGCUGUUAUGACCAUGCUGAUCUUACUCAGAAACUACGGUGAAGGUCACCACCAAGCCGUCAGUGGUGGUUGGGAUAUUGCUGCUGUUGCCAAAGACGAAUUCGAUAUGGAAGGUAAAGUUUUUGCUACCGUUGGUGCUGGUAGAAUUGGUUACAGAAUCUUGGAAAGAUUAGUUGCCUUCAACCCAAAGAAGUUGUUGUACUACGACUACCAAGCAUAA